Molecule: messenger RNA, 1502 nt
Organism: Podarcis lilfordi (Lilford's wall lizard)
Lineage: Eukaryota; Metazoa; Chordata; Lepidosauria; Squamata; Lacertidae
Source: the annotation of a GenBank genome assembly
AUGCCUCAGUGGCAGCCAAGGCUGGUGAGCAUUCACUUAAUGACAAGUUGGAAGAGGGGUAUUGGAACAGAGUUAGUGCAGUGCUAGAAGUGAGUCGGGAACAUGAGAUACCCCAAUGAUGUCAGCACUGGGCUCCGAUCGCUGUGAUGAUUUGGGUGCCUUCUGGGGACUUGACACUCCAGAAGACUGAGGGGUUCUGGAUCUGAGAGUCCUUACUUGGCUGUGCAUUUUGUGUGUCUGAAGAGGGACAGCUAUGGUCUCCUAGCAUUAAUGCUCUCGCUCCAUCAGCUUGUAAAGCAUGAAUGGCUUAGGAAUGGCACAAUGCAGCAGUUGAGCUUUUCCUAUUGUUUAGUGUUAAAGUUCGUGUGUGUUACAGCUUAUGGAAGUACGGAACUACAUUUCUAUUAAGCUGGAGUAAUUAACAUUUUUAAUGGUAUGGGGCCAGUGUAUCAUGCUGUCCAGAAUUGCCCCCCACCCUGUUGUAAAGCUGCUUAGAGAGUUGGGAAUUUGGAGUGGAGAAGCAAUACCCAUGACUUGCCACAACUUCUUAGAUAUUGAAGUUUGUGUUGGGGGUCACCAGCAUGGUGUCCUCCACAUGCUGGGCUCCUGUUAGCCCUCACCAGCAUAGCAAAUGGCCAGGGAGGGUGGAAACUGCAGUCCCAGCAAUAGUGUGGAGUACCAUGUUAGCUACUCCUGAAAUUGAGAUGGACCUAAUUUCUUUACAUAUUCUCUCUUUUUAAAAGAACUGAAGGGAAAAUGUGCUUGCAGGCAUGAAAUCCAAUAUGUGUAGUGAGUGAUCUGUGAAACUGAAACUAGGCUACACCUUGUGGAUAGUGUGCAAAAAAGUCUUGCCAACAUGGUUUGUUUGCUUUCUUCCUCCAGGUAUGGGAACACCUGAGCUCUGCUCUUGCAGACGGGAAGAUGCAACUGGUUCCAUGCCCUAACGGCUCACAGGUAGAACUGGGCAGGAAAGGCAGAGGAAAGAUUAUCUGGGCAUUGAAAAACACAGUGGUUGAUCCUUAAGGGUCAUGCCAAGGUUGUGUUGACAGGGGUCAAUCCUCCCAUUUAUUUUAAGAGGCAGGAAAAAAGUUGUACUUCACUGUGUGUGCUUCGUAGCACUUAGGCAUGUAUCAGGGAGCGUCUUUUUUAAAAUUAACAGCCUUUAAAUUUGGAAGUAAAUGCUCUUACUUGAUUUGUAUUCCAUGGGGCCAAAAGGCUUAAAGUCUGCUGGGGCUGGGCUGGGGGAAUAACUAAAGUUCCUGAACAAACUUUUACAGGAAUAGUCCCAUUAUUCCAGAAGAACAUUACACUAUCUCUGACCGAGGUACAGGGCCCUUCAAGAUUCAGUCAGCAGCCUUUUAAAAGCACCAUCAUAUCCUGUUUGGGCUUUCCCUAGGCACUGCGUUGCUAAUUCAUGUAGCAUAUUUCUUCCCGCCCAGCCUCAGCCAAGCUCGAUGCGUGCAGCAAAAACCGAAAUGGAUGGGUUUCUCCCACAAUAUUGA